UCAGCCGUUGGCAACAAUACAACUGAACAGAACGUGGAACUCAACGACGAGCGAUUUAGAAUAGUUAAUGAGGGGAAAGGAAGAAGAGCUAUUCUGCAGUGCACCCCACUGUCCUUCCAGGAAGAAGAAAUCAAAAUUGACAAACUACAUGAGAGUGUCUUAACAUUUGAGAAGGUUAAUUCUAUAGAUGGUUGGUUACCAAAGGAGGAUAAGUAUCAUAAUACUACAAAUAAGAACUUACAUAAUAACUUCCAGUCAUCUCAGAUGUCUACUAUCAGCACAUCCUCAAUGAAAAUGGAGAGCUCCAGACAUGACUGUGUGUGUUAUUUUUCUGAGAAUGAAUUUGCGGAUGCAAAAGGAAAAGCAAGUUUGAUUCACCACAUCAUUGCAGAACAAAAUCAGGCUAACGGCCUAAUGGCUACAAAUACUCCAUUUCACACUGAAGGACCUACAGAAAAUGGAGCUAAAGAGGAGGAGAGUGGGAAUAUGUUGGACAUAAAUUUCUUAGACCACAGUGGUGAUAUCUGGUGGGUAUUAGACAACAUCAGAAUGGUCAGUGAUAAGCUAAAAACAGAACUGGAAAAGUCCCUAAAAAGGGAAAUGGUUCUUGCCCAUAAAGUAGAACAUCUGCGGCGCAGAGGUGAAUGUUCAUGUAGUGAGACAAUUCAGUAUGCUAAUGAAAGAAAUGACAGAAGAAUUGCACAUGCAAACAAGACAGAGGCCAACAAUUUGCAGCAAAAUCCCAUUUCUUUACAGGAGAAUGAUAUGUGUGAUCCUGAGCACUCUGCAAGUGACAGAUACAAUAAGCCUUUUCUGUCCAGUGUAUCUCUGCUUUUUAAUGCCAGCCCAAUCACAUCUUCUAGUGAUACAAUAAAAAUUACACAGUCUAAUAAUGACCCAAAUAAUUCUAAGAAGCUAGGAGAAGCUUGCUGUGGGGAAGAAAGAGAUCAAAAUGAUAUUGAAAUAACAGAGUCUUUACCAGAAACACAGAUCAAGCAUUUACAGGAUAUGACCUUAUUGAAAGCUACACUAGAGACCUUACAGUUUGAAAAUGAGGCCUUGAAAGCUCAAGUGGAACAGUGGAAAUCAAGCACGAAAAUGUUUAGCAGUGACAUUGUGACUCCAGAGAGGGAAAUUGUUGAAUUGCAACAAAAAAAUGAGAACCUUCAGAACAAACUUCUGAUUGAAGAAAGAAAUUGUAAGGAGUGUUUGAAAGAGAUGAGGAAGUUUGUUUAUAAAUACAACAGCCUGAGAUAUUAUACCAAAGAUCUGGAGCUGGAAAAAAGACAGCUAACAUCUGAGAAGCAAGCAAUAAGUCACGUACUUGAGGAUCAAAAAAGCGAGAAUCAAAGACUGCAAUGUGAUCUUCAAGAAAAUAAAGAGAAAACUAAUGCAUUGGAAAAAAAGUUGGCAGAUAUAGUGAAAGAAUUUAAUUUUGUGAGGAGACAGCUUGACACAACUCAAGAGAUAUGCAAACAACAGGAAAAGGAAAUAGCAGCCUUGAACUCAGAGAAGGAGGCUCUUCUUCAAGUUUUACAGCAGACAAAAGAUGAAAACCUUAGUGCCAUUUUAGCACUGCAGGAGGCCACCAUCGAUAGGAGGACUCUGCAGAAAGAGAUUGACUCUCUUGUCAUUCAAAAAUCAGCAGCAGAAAUGAAGCUAUUGGAAAAGACUGAGAAGGAUGAGGCUGAAAAAGUACUUGGUGGUUGCAUGGGAAAUGAGGGAGAGAUGUUUCCUAAAAUUUCAAAGCUGCAAGAGGAUAACUGUUUUCUCCAGCAGGAACUGGAACUGCAUGUCCAAAAAACUCUGCAGCAGGAAGCCAGCAUCCGAAAGCUUAAAGAAGAACGUGUGCUGUUAGAGAACUGUCUCGCUGCCAUACAAAAUGAGAAAAAUACUCUUCAGCUUGAAAUGAAACAGAUUCACAAAGACUUCAUUGAUCUCACUAAUAAAAGUGUUGGAUGCUUCAGUUGUAAAUGCCAGAUGCAGGCAGCCAGUCAAAAGAUUCUUCCAGAUAUUAUAAAGAAAGAGGAGCAAAAAGAUGAAGAAUAUUCACAUGAAGUCAAUGAAGAAAUCAGUAUCAAAUCUGAUAAUUAAAACUCUCACAGUUUCAAUAUUAUAACAUUGUUUAACCUGACUAAUCAUUUUAUUUUUUUUUAUUAUUGUCAGGAGCUUCCUUGUACCCUGCCCAUGGCCUUACUUCCUUGCCACAAUUAGAAUUGGAUCCUCAAUUUCAAACUCCUCCUGUUUAUGGGUGACACAUGGCAGACACCCAAGGAAAGGAACAACAAUAUUUAAAAGAGGAAUCUGUUUUGCACCAAUUGCAUCUGUGGUUUCUUUGUGUAUGUUCUGCCAGCGUUUUGGUUUAGGGUUUGGUUGAGUUCUUUUCAAGUUAACUUUGUCAUUAGUAUCCUGUGUAAAAGUUCUUUAAGUUGAGUUUAUUGGACUAUUUAUGUAUUAUUGGUAAUGCCUGCUAAUCAAGUAAGCAUUUGUGAUUUUGGCCAGUCAAAGGUUUCCCAGAAUGCCUUGGUCAUUGCAAUCUCAUCAUCAUAGUUGUCAUUGUUAUCAUCUACUUACAUGUCCUUUUUAUUAUAAAUGACAUAAAUAUUAU
Molecule: messenger RNA, 2608 nt
Organism: Polypterus senegalus (gray bichir)
Lineage: Eukaryota; Metazoa; Chordata; Cladistia; Polypteriformes; Polypteridae
Product: coiled-coil domain-containing protein 110-like
Exons: 2
Coding region: 265-2094 (609 amino acids)
Source: RefSeq, a predicted model, not a curated record